Arabis nemorensis is the source of this 957-nucleotide messenger RNA. The record is from the annotation of a GenBank genome assembly. Lineage: Eukaryota; Viridiplantae; Streptophyta; Magnoliopsida; Brassicales; Brassicaceae.
AUGAUGAAGUUCCAUCUUCUGAAUCAGCCUAGGGUUGCUCUCGUAGCGGCAAAUGUUAGGGUUCCGGAGAUGAUGAUCGGAGGCGUGAGAGAUUUCAGCAAGAUGACAUUUGAGAAGAAGAAGAAGGAAAAUGCGGAGAAUCAAUCGGAGAAAGGCUCGAUGCGUGGCGAGGCUGAUCAAGGUAACAAAGGAGAGCAACUAAUCGUUAGUUAUUGGGGCGUGAAGCCGAUGAAAAUCACCAAAGAUGAUGGAACUGAAUGGAAAUGGAGUUGCUUUCGGCCAUGGGAGACGUAUAAAGCAGAUCUAACUAUAGAUUUGAAGAAGCACCAUGUUCCAUCUACUUUAUCGGACAAAUUAGCUUAUUGGACGGUCAAAUCACUUCGAUGGCCUACCGAUUUGUUCUUCCAGAGGCGGUACGGGUGCAGAGCGAUGAUGCUGGAAACGGUUGCAGCGGUUCCAGGAAUGGUUGGAGGGAUGUUAGUACACUGCAAAUCGCUGAGGCGGUUUGAACAAAGUGGCGGUUGGAUCAAAGCCUUACUUGAAGAAGCAGAGAACGAGAGAAUGCACUUGAUGACAUUCAUGGAAGUCGCGAAACCAAAUUGGUACGAACGAGCUCUUGUGAUCGCGGUGCAAGGCGUUUUCUUCAAUGCUUAUUUCCUCGGUUACUUGAUCUCACCCAAAUUUGCUCACCGUAUGGUUGGUUACCUUGAGGAAGAAGCAAUUCACUCUUACACUGAAUUCCUCAAAGAACUCGAUAACGGUAACAUCGAAAACGUUCCUGCACCGGCCAUCGCAAUUGAUUACUGGAGACUCGAAGCGAACGCAACGCUUCGUGAUGUUGUUAUGGUGGUCCGUGCUGAUGAAGCGCAUCACCGUGACGUGAACCAUUAUGCAUCCGAUAUUCACUACCAAGGUCGUGAGCUGAAGGAAGCUCCAGCUCCUAUUGGCUAUCAUUGA